Messenger RNA from Triticum aestivum (bread wheat), 1873 nucleotides. RefSeq names its product oligopeptide transporter 7. Gene Ontology annotation, biological process: transmembrane transport. NCBI's taxonomy places the organism in Eukaryota, Viridiplantae, Streptophyta, Magnoliopsida, Poales, Poaceae. Gene Ontology annotation, molecular function: oligopeptide transmembrane transporter activity. The record is from RefSeq and is a predicted model, not a curated record.
CUUUGCAGGUGUCGCUGCAGAUCAGUUGGGCGAGGCGUGGUCGCGGUGGCGAGAAGCAGCGGCGGUGGGGGGAGGGUGUGGCGGCAAGGCGCCGUGUGACAGUGCGUGCUGGCCGCCGUGGUGUAGUCAGUCGGAUCCGGCGAGGUCGACGGUUUGAUGGGAGGAAGAAGAAAGAGAGGUCCAGUGCGGCGCGGUCGUGGCUGUUGGAUGGCGAUCCAACGGCCCAAUUGGUACGUUGAAAAUAUGGUGUUGGUAGAGUCGUACGUUGAAAAUAUUGGUGCACCUGCUAUGAGAGCCCAGCAGCUUAGUUAUGGAUGGGAACAUUAACUAUUCGUUGAGAAGUGCACGUACGCGUCGAUCCAGACCACGUUGGUACGCACCUAUGGAUCCGCUGAACCUGGGCGGGAACGUGGCUGGCGAUGGAUGUUUCGUAGAUCUCGACGCUCCAAAGUCCAAACCUUCCAAAACAGUACGAUGCAGAGACGACAGCUGAGGCAGUAGAGAGGCCCACGACGGGCCAGCCAGCUUGAGACAGGCAGAUAACCAUGGCGUCCUCCACCCAAUCCCACCAAGAAGAAGAGGAGGAGCAUGGUCACCGCGGCGGCGGCCAUGGCGACCAGAUCACCGCCCCACUCCUCCCAAACCGGCCGUCAACGUCGCGGAGCUCACCGGAGCACCACGAAGACGACGGCCAUGGCAUAUCGUCGGAGAACUCGCCGAUCGAGCAGGUGGCGCUGACGGUCCCCGUGGGCGAUGACCCGGACACCCCCGUGCUCACCUUCCGGAUGUGGGUGCUGGGCAUGGCGUCCUGCGCCAUGCUCUCCUUCCUCAACCAGUUCUUCUGGUACCGCAAGGAGCCGCUCACCAUCACCGCCAUCUCCGCCCAGAUCGCCGUGGUGCCGCUUGGCCGCCUCAUGGCCGCGGCGCUGCCGGAGCGGGCCUUCCUCCGCGGCACGCGCUGGGAGUUCACCCUCAACCCGGGGCCGUUCAACGUGAAGGAGCACGUGCUGAUCACCAUCUUCGCCAACGCUGGCGCCGGCACCGUCUACGCCAUCCAUGUUGUCACCGCCGUCCGCGUGUUCUAUGGCAAGAACCUCACCUUCUUCGUCUCCCUCCUCGUGGUGCUCACCACGCAGGUGCUCGGGUUCGGGUGGGCAGGGAUUUUCCGGCGGUACCUCGUCGAGCCGGCGGCCAUGUGGUGGCCGUCCAACCUCGUGCAGGUCUCCCUCUUCAGAGCGCUCCACGAGGAUGAAAGGCGGCGAAAAGGGGGCUUCACGCGAAAUCAGUUCUUCCUGGUGGCGUUCGCCUGCAGCUUCGCAUACUACGCCUUCCCGGGCUACCUGUUUCAGAUGCUCACCUCACUCUCCUGGAUCUGCUGGGUGUUCCCCAACUCUGUGUUCGCCCAGCAGCUCGGCUCAGGCCUCCACGGGCUCGGCAUCGCCGCAAUCGGCCUCGACUGGGCAUCGAUUUCCAGCUACCUUGGGAGCCCUCUCGUCAGCCCCUGGUUCGCCACUGCGAAUGUCGCUGCAGGCUUCUUCAUCGUCAUGUAUAUCAUCGUGCCUAUUGGGUACUGGUUUGAUUUCUACAAGGCGCAGACCUUCCCCAUCUACUCUUCCGGUCUCUUCACCUCUGCCGGGCAGAAGUAUAACAUCUCGGCUAUCGUCGACGACCAUUUCCAUCUUGAUAUAGAGGCAUAUGAGAAAAAUGGUCCACUGUACCUCAGCACUCUCUUUGCUGUCACAUAUGGUAUUGGCUUCGCGUCACUUACCGCGACGAUCGUUCAUGUCAUCCUGUUUCACGGAAGGGAGAUUUUGCAGCUAAGCAGAUCAGCUUUUCAAGGGAAAAGUGUGGACAUACAUACGAAGCUAAUGAG